Molecule: messenger RNA, 2180 nt
Organism: Hyla sarda
Lineage: Eukaryota; Metazoa; Chordata; Amphibia; Anura; Hylidae
Gene: ALG2
Product: ALG2 alpha-1,3/1,6-mannosyltransferase
Exons: 3
Coding region: 519-1733 (404 amino acids)
Molecular function (GO): GDP-Man:Man(1)GlcNAc(2)-PP-Dol alpha-1,3-mannosyltransferase activity; alpha-1,3-mannosyltransferase activity
Source: RefSeq, a predicted model, not a curated record
CAGCGUGGAAACAAAACCCUCCAAAAUGUGCAAAGUUGUGGUUUUCAUUUCAAUUUCCUCCAUAAAACACUUUUUGGGGUUCACCGAACAUUUUAUGGUAAAGUGAGGUUUCAUUACAAAGUACAAUUGGCCACGCAAAAAACAAGCCCUUAUAUAGUUCUGUAGAUGGAAAUAUAAAAGAGUUAUGGAUUUUAGAAGGAGAGGAGGAAAAAAACGAAAACAUUAAAAUAAAAUUGGCCUGGUCAAAAAUGGCCUUGGUCCUUAAGGGGUUAAAUAACUGAUUUCACGUUAUAAUUAGCAGUGUGGACAUUAAAUAGGCUCGAGUCUAACAACGCAUAACCUUAAUGAAUGUACGGAUACACGAAAGAAAAUCGUCACAAUAACAGCGAGCUCUUACCAUUUUGCUAAUACGUUGUCUGCACCGGUCUCGUUCUCUCACAGAUUCGAUCUACAGCUCAAAAAGACCCACAGCAGCGUCACUUAUUCACUCCAAGGAAAGAUUAAUUCCAGCGGAUACCAUGGGACCUUCUGUGCUAUUUAUUCAUCCAGACCUAGGAAUUGGAGGAGCAGAGAGACUUGUUGUUGAUGCAGCACUUGCACUUAAAUCACGGGGUUGUCAAGUUCAAAUUUGGACUGCACAUUAUGAUGUAAAUCAUUGUUUCUCAGAGACAAUAGAUUCAUGCAUACCAAUUAGAUGCUGUGGAGAUUGGCUUCCCAGAAGCCUUUUUGGUAGAUUCCUGGCUCUAUGUGCAUACAUUCGAAUGAUAUAUCUGGCCUUCUACAUAGUGUUCCUCAGUGGAGAACAAUUUGAUGUUGUGUUUUGUGACCAGGUAUCUGCCUGCAUUCCGAUUUUCAAUCUUACCAGAAAAAAAAAACGUGUUUUAUUCUACUGCCAUUUUCCAGACCAGCUACUUACCCAAAGGAUAUCAUUGGUUAAGAAGAUCUAUAGAGCUCCCAUUGAUUGGUUGGAAGAGAAGACUACUGCCAUGGCAGACUGUAUUCUAGUCAAUAGUCAAUUUACUGCCAAAAUAUUUAAAGAAACAUUUACAUCAUUAUCUCAUAUAAAACCAGAGGUUUUAUAUCCAUCAUUGAAUGUUGGCAACUUCCAGUCUUGUGUGUUUGAUGGCCUGGCUGAACUUGUACCUAAAAAGAGAGAGAUUAUAUUCCUUUCAAUCAACAGAUAUGAGAGAAAGAAGAACCUUAAACUUGCCCUGGAAUCUCUAUGUACUCUUCGUGACAAAAUAAGUUUUCAGCAUUGGGAGAAGGUUCAUCUAAUUUUGGCUGGAGGAUAUGAUGAGAGAGUGAAUGAGAAUGUAGAGUAUUAUAAAGAACUAAAUCAGCUUGCAGUAAAAUAUGAUAUUAGCAACCAUGUUUUAUUUUUAAGAUCUUUUUCUGACAAACAAAAAAUGAACCUUCUUCACAACUGUGUAUGUAUAUUAUAUACCCCAAGCAAUGAACAUUUUGGAAUUGUCCCAAUAGAAUCUAUGUACAUGUACUGUCCUGUAAUAGCUGUUAACUCGGGUGGUCCUCUUGAAUCUGUUGUUGAUAAUGUCACAGGGUUUUUAUGUACGCCUACACAUGACGCUUUUGCUGAUGCAAUGGAAAAGUUUAUAAAAGAUCCUACCCUUAGGAUAAGAAUGGGAAAAUCUGGACACGAAAGAGUUAUGGAACAGUUUUCUUCAGAAGCUUUUUCAAAUCAGCUGUAUAAUUACAUAUGUAAGCUGGUGGAAUGAAAAUAACCCAAUAAUACCUAUAUGGAACAAUAGGUAUUGUUAUACCACUUUUACAGACAGCAACGGAAUUCUGCACUGAAAAAUGUUAAGAGCUUGAGAGACUCUUUGGUUUUGAAUUUGACAGUAGACAUAAAGCAAAUAUAAACAGACAAACUAUAAUGGAAACAUUUGCACAGCUUUGGAACCCACGCUUGAUUUCAGAUGACAAAUAAUGGUGCAAAAUAUGGACCUAGUGUGAGUGAGGCCUGAAUCAGAAAUCCAACUUUAAAAGAAGAAUAUAUCCCAGAAGCUCAAGAGUUCUGGGAUUGUGUGAUAUAGCUUACUGCCACAGUUGACAGCUGUUUAUUUUACAUGUAAGAUUGCUUUCUCAUCUGCUGUAUUUUCAUUAUUUAAUAUUUCCUACUACACUGUAAGAACAUCUAAAAAAUAAACACAUUCCUUGUUGGU